Molecule: messenger RNA, 1143 nt
Organism: Naegleria lovaniensis
Lineage: Eukaryota; Heterolobosea; Eutetramitea; Acrasida; Naegleriidae
Exons: 1
Coding region: 1-1143 (380 amino acids)
Source: RefSeq, a predicted model, not a curated record
AUGUCCAAUCAAGAGUGGCACGGAGAUCUCUCACAAAGAGUUACCCAUCAUCAUUCCACAGUGCCGAUCGUGAUACAUGAAACCGAGCCACAAUACGAAACAACAAGUAAUUCUAAAAACAUCCUCUCCUCCACAGCUAAAUCCAUUGUAAAAUCCUUUUCCAUCAUUCUUUUAAUUAUUUUCUUAAUUUUCAUAAUUUAUUAUGUUGUUCCGGCUGGAUUAGGAUGGUUCACUCCUCCUGCUCAAGGAGGUCUUUGUAGAGCUUGUCAUGAUUCUCUACAGCAUCCACUGAAUGAUGGCAAGAAUUAUUUAUAUUACACAAAAGUUUUCCGAUCAUCAUGCUCUUGUGAUUGUUGGGAUGGAAGAGCAAAGGGACCUUACCCAAGAGGAAAUUUUAAAUAUAUUUAUUAUCAAGUAGAACCAACAACGUUGUGGCUAGUUUUUGUGUCCAUUCUAAUUCUCAUUUCAUUCUAUCAAAGCAUUUACAAUGUGUUGAAUUUAAUUCAAGAAAGGAAGUGUAAUUAUUGGAUAUUACCAGUGUAUUGCAUUGGGUGGUAUGGACUCUAUUAUUCAUACGGAAGUCACUUUAAUUAUUUCAAUGAGGAUUCUCAUCAAUUGAGCUGGCAUCAAUUUUAUUUCACAUUUACCGAAAUUGGAAUGGUAUUUGUGACUUAUUUAUUAUUGAACAAAGAUAUCACUGAGGGUUCAUUGUUCAGCAGAGCAAAUCAAUUAUCACGGUCCAUGCAUGAGGAAAAUGUUGGAGAUGACAAGACAAUGAACAUCAUGACAUGCACCAGUAAGCCAUUUUCCUUCAUGUUGUGGUGUGUUCUCUCCACUGCCUUGACACAUACCGUUCAAAUUGCACUCGACCAAGGCCUGUCUAAAUGGGGUGAAGGAAUUUUCCUGAGAGAUAUGUUAUUAUUUCUUUCUGAUUUUCCUUACAUGAUCAUGUCAAGUUAUUAUCUAGGAUUGCAUCACGUAAUUUUGUAUUAUUUCAAAUGGAUCACAGCAAGACAUAGUGGAACUAGUAAUACUGAAAAAUUGAAAGAUUUUGUCAAGACUCAAACAAGAAAUUUAGGAUUUUGUGGAAUUUCUGUUGCAUUGAUGGUGAUGUUCCUGUCAAAUGUGACUUUUGGUGGAUAA